Bufo bufo (common toad) is the source of this 807-nucleotide messenger RNA. RefSeq names its product E3 SUMO-protein ligase ZBED1-like. The record is from RefSeq and is a predicted model, not a curated record. Lineage: Eukaryota; Metazoa; Chordata; Amphibia; Anura; Bufonidae. The transcript is spliced from 2 exons. The coding region runs from base 10 to 708 and encodes 232 amino acids. Gene Ontology annotation, molecular function: protein dimerization activity.
CUCCAGAGCAUGACAGACACGAUGGGAGACACACCCAUGAUCCAUGAGAUCAAGAAUUCUAUUAGAACAGAUCUCCAGAAGAGGUACAGCAGUGAGGCCGAGAAGAAGAUCCUUCAUACAGCCUCUGCACUGGAUCCUCGCUUUAAGGGACUGCCUUUCAUCCUCACAGAUGAAGAAAGAUUGGAGAUAUUUAAAGGAGUCACUGAGGAAGCUGCAUCCUUGGAGAUUACAUCAGAUGAGAGUGAGAGGACACAAGAGGAUCAUCAAGUGCCUAGAAGAAAACAAACUCUGGAAGAAGAGGACAGUUCACCCAUCGAAGACAACCAUUCUCCACCAUCUCCUCCCAAAAAGGCCAGAUCGCUGCUCGUGAGUUUGCUGGGACAGUCUUUCACUGACACUGAAGGUACAAUAGAACCCAAAAAGACCCCCUAUGCCAAGGCUGAAGAGGAAAUGGAAAACUAUUGUAAAGCCCCACCUCUGCCUCUCACUGAGGACCCUUUGAACUGGUGGCGUGAGCAUGAGGUCAUAUUUCCCCUCCUUUCUCGGCUGUCAAAGCAAUACUUGUGUAUCCCAGGUACAAGCGUGUCUGCAGAGCGGGUUUUCUCCACUGCAGGAGAUGUGGUAACUGCAAAAAGAAGCGCCCUCAAACCAGACCAUGUAGAUCAAUUGGUGUUCUUACAGAAAAAUCUACAUGUUCCCAAAUGCUGAGCAGUGUUUUUAAUUUUAUAGAUUUUGUUUAUAGCAUUGUCUCUGCCACUGAAAUUUUUUAUUUCUCUGUCUCCCCUGCCAGACUCCCCUUUUCCCUUC